Messenger RNA from Ceutorhynchus assimilis (cabbage seed weevil), 734 nucleotides. The record is from the annotation of a GenBank genome assembly. Lineage: Eukaryota; Metazoa; Arthropoda; Insecta; Coleoptera; Curculionidae.
AAAGUCAAAAAAUAAAUGUCACCUUUCAACCUAACAUAACCUCUAAAUAAUUUUUUUGUACUUGCUUGGGAAACUACAAAAUAAUUUUUUUUAAAAAACGUUUAACCAACUACAAAUAUGCAAAGUGCCACUAGAAUAGCAAUAAGAUCGUCCCUAAGACAAUGGAGAAAUCUACACAGAAGUACUCCGGCAGUCCAAAGUGUCGAAGCCCAAGCAGCCCCGAUAGCAAAACUAGAAAUCCCUCCUCCUAGUGGCGUGGACAAACCAGUUUCAGCAAAAAUCGACAAAUUGGCCACUGAAAUUGCUCUACUUAACUUAGUCGAAGUCUCAGAACUAAGUACAUUAUUGAAAACGAGAUUAAACCUUCCUGAUGCUCCUGCGUUCCCUGUAGGAGGAUUUGCGGCUGCCCCUCGAGGCGAAGAAGACGAGGAAGCUGCUGCCCCUGCUAAAGUACAAACAGCAUUUACAGUAAAAUUAAUGAAGUUUGAUGAUAAACAAAAAGUUGCCCUUAUUAAGGAGAUUAAAAACCUUAUGGAGGGAUUCAAUUUGGUGCAAGCGAAGAAGUUUGUUGAAAGUUCUCCGGCAGUUGUUAAGGCUGAUCUUUCCAAAGACGACGCUCAGAAAUUGAAAGAAGCUAUUGAGAAAGUUGGCGGGACUGUUGAAAUUGAAUAGAGUGUAUUUUUAUAGUUAAUAGUAGAUUGUAAUGAUUUUGUUUAAUAAAAUAAUAAUAAGAU